Molecule: messenger RNA, 4354 nt
Organism: Acipenser ruthenus (sterlet)
Lineage: Eukaryota; Metazoa; Chordata; Actinopteri; Acipenseriformes; Acipenseridae
Product: copine-8
Exons: 20
Coding region: 193-1887 (564 amino acids)
Biological process (GO): cellular response to calcium ion
Cellular component (GO): plasma membrane
Molecular function (GO): calcium-dependent phospholipid binding
Source: RefSeq, a predicted model, not a curated record
CACCCCCUUCUGUUCCAUUCCAGUAUUCUCGCAGCUAAUGCUGCUAGGAGGCAUUGGUGACGUUGUGUUUGUUAUGAAGUGACAUCACCCCGCUGCUCUCUCCUGCCUUGACGCUGGUCUUCUUUCUCACAUACUAUAGUACUGUAUACUUUACGGGAUCUUGCAGUUUUAACAACUGGAUAAACACUUAAGAUGGACAACGGCUUCAUGAACAUGGCGUCCAUAGGAGAAUUCGACCCUCUCCAUGCCAGUAUCCCGGCCACUAAAGUUGAGCUCACAGUGUCCUGCAGAAAUCUUUUGGACAGAGACACAUUUUCUAAAUCGGAUCCAAUUUGUGUUCUGUAUACACAAGGAGUUGGAAACAAAGAAUGGAGAGAAUAUGGAAGAACAGAAGCUAUUGACAACACUUUGAAUCCUGAUUUCGUAAAGAAAUUUAUGCUGGACUAUUUCUUUGAAGAGAGGCAGAACCUCCGGUUUGAUUUGUAUGAUGUUGAUUCAAAAAGUUCAAACUUAUCAAAACACGAUUUCCUGGGCCAAGGGUUCUGCACCCUGGGGGAGGUGGUUGGAUCACAAGGCAGCCGACUAGAGAAGCCUUUGGUGGGAAUCCCAGGAAAAAAAUGUGGAACAAUUAUUGUAAAAGCAGAUGAGCUGAACAACUGCAGAGAGGUAGUGAUGAUGCAGUUUUGCGGCAGUAAAUUAGAUAAGAAGGACUUCUUCGGGAAAUCUGACCCAUUUUUGAUCUUCUACAGAAGCAAUGAAGAUGGAACGUUUACCAUCUGCCAUAAAACAGAAGUAGUGAAGAACACACUGAAUCCAGUAUGGCAGGCAUUUCGAAUCCCAGUCCGAGCUCUCUGCAAUGGGGACUUCGACAGAACAAUCAAGAUUGAGGUAUACGACUGGGACAGAGAUGGAAGCCAUGAUUUUAUCGGAGAGUUUACUACAAGCUACAGAGAACUGUCAAGAGGUCAGUCACAGUUUAAUGUGUAUGAGGUGAUAAAUCUCAAGAAGAAAGGAAAGAAGAAAAAAUACAUCAAUUCUGGAACAGUAACAUUGCUGUCAUUUGCAGUUGAAACCGAAGUCACAUUCCUUGACUACAUAACGGGCGGGACACAGAUCAAUUUUACCGUGGCCAUUGAUUUUACUGCAUCAAAUGGUAACCCAGCCCAGCCAACCUCUCUCCACUACAUGAGCCCUUAUCAGAUGAAUGCAUAUGCAAUGGCACUUAAGGCUGUUGGAGAAAUCAUUCAGGACUAUGACUCUGAUAAGAUGUUUCCAGCUCUUGGGUUUGGUGCGAAGCUGCCACCAGAUGGAAGGGUGUCACAUGAGUUUGCCUUGAAUGGAAACCCUCUUAAUCCAUAUUGCUAUAGGAUUGACGGAGUAAUGGAGGCAUAUUACCAGAGUCUGAAGUCUGUGCAUUUGUAUGGGCCCACAAACUUUUCACCUGUCAUCAACCAUGUAGCAAGGUAUGCUGCCUCUGUGAAAGAUGGCUCACAGUAUUUUAUUUUGCUGAUUAUAACAGAUGGAGUGAUCUCCGAUAUGGCACAGACAAAAGAGUCGAUUGUCAAUGCCUCUACCCUUCCAAUGUCAAUAAUUAUUGUUGGAGUUGGACCAGCAGAAUUUGAUGCAAUGAUUGAGUUGGACGGUGAUGAAAUUAGAAUAUCAUCCAGAGGUAGAUAUGCAGAAAGAGACAUUGUUCAGUUUGUCCCAUUCAGAGACUACAUUGACAGGACAGGAAACCACAUCCUGAGCAUGGCUCGUUUGGCAAAGGAUGUACUUGCGGAGAUUCCGGACCAGUUCUUGUCUUACAUGAAAGCAAGAGCGAUCAAGCCGUCUCCUGCACCCCCUCCCUACACACCCCCCGUGCACCCUCUGCAAACCCAGAUCUGACCUUCCUAAUCGCCUGCCACCCCUAGCCCUCCACUCGUCAGAAACACUAUGUGCUGCACCUCUUUUGUCUGCUUGCACCGUGUAGACUGGAAUGACGACAGGACUCGAAAGCAUCUCUGAUGACAUGUUUACUUCCAUUUAAAGUUCUUCUUUAAGGACUUUAAAAAAUUGGACGGUACAGGCAGGUUUGCUUACAAAACUGGAUGUCUUCAUGAAUGCCUUGGAAAUAAAGCAGCUUUCCUUAAGGAGUUGAGGCUUAAUCCAAAAAAAAAAACAAAAAAAAAAAACAGGAAGGAAAGUCACAAAGGAACAACUCCUGAAAUGUUAAUGGGGGAAAAGGUGUAACCAUGUUUUAACAGUCUAACCAUGUUUUAACAGGAUUCCUAAUCCUGGACUGUUGUAAAUAAGCAUGGGAAUGCUUUUCCUCUAUCUCUUAAUGUUUACAUGUUAAUGAUUUUUACAGUGGAAUACUUUUAUAAUCAUACUUUAAAUAUAAACUUUGGAAUAAUUAUACUUCUUGUGUGUGCUACCUUGCAGAUGAAACUUACUAAAAAGUGAAACCAUAUCCCUUCUUUAGAGCAUUCUAGGCUUGGGCUGGGGGGGGGGCCAAAAGAGCUGCAGCAAGACCUGUAUUUAGAGCAACAUAAUCAAAAGGCUGCUGGUCUUGCUAUCAAUUCCAUGUUAUCUAAUGUAAAAUAGCUUGGACAAAAAGGUCAACAGUCUGCAAAAGUAGCUCAUUUAACCUCAACAUCCUCUUUAUACAGGUUUAACUGUAUUCUAAAUUAAGUUUUCUAAAUGCAUUUAAUAUCAACACAUUCUUAUAUAAUGUCUUCGUUGUAAAAUUAGGACUUUUAUGUAUUUUUAUUUUAAGAUAUCUGGGGCUAGAUUCUCAAGGCUUUUUUAGUCAGAAUCGUUCUUAAUAAUUAAUUUGUUGUUCUUAAAGAAAAAAAAAUACACCAAUUACAAUUUUACAAUUUUAAACCUAUAAGAAUGAAAUUAUUAUUUAUUAACUUUUUUUAGUUGUCUUUUUUGAGAAAAUCAUGUUAAUGAAGAUUUGGUGUAAAAGGCUUUGAACAUCUAGGCCAUGGAAACAUUACAUUAUAUAUAGAUGUUGUAUUUUCACAUAAAAUAUUAUGUUAUAAUAUUAUUGGAACAAAGGUCCCAAUUCACAAACGUGUCUUUUUUAAGUUUGUGUUUAAUCAAGUUUUGUAUGCAUUUUAAAUAUAAUUAGACUAAAAGAAACUGUUAAAAUUGCUUAACAAACUUUUUGACUGGAACUCUAUCUGAAUUGAAGACAUUGAGAAAUACUUCCAGGCAUAACAUUUGUCAAAUAAUGAAUGAGUUUCUUUUAUAAUUACUGUACGUACUACCAUUGAGGGUUUUGUAGUUAUGGAUGCAUUUUAAAUAAAUUAGUAUCAGCCUACAACGAUUUCAUUAUUCAAAACAGACUUAAAAAAGGUUACUCAUUUUAGUUAAAGCUUUGUGAAUGGGGCACAGGUUGUCUGGAGUUGCCAAAAGUGCUUCUUUGCUUCUUUGCUUUUCUGUUUAAACUAUGCACUGCAGUCUAAUGGAACAAUUUUUUCAGCCGUUCACCAUGGAUUUUUUUAUAUCAUAAACCUUCCAGAAAAAAAAAAAAAAGUUUUCAAAACUGACAUUAUAUAUUGUAUGAUACCUGGCCACUACAAAAACAAUUUUUAAACAAUUAAAUACAGUUGUAACCCCAAGGUUAUUGGAUCCCUCUUUCUAGAUUUGAUGGCUUUACAAAUCCAUAUAGUUGUGACCGUGUGAUGAUAAAUACAUUAUUUUUUUAUAUUGCUGCCUAGUUAGUAUUUAAUUGUGGAUCUCCAUCUGUAAAGUCUAGGUAGCUCCAGAGACAGGGAUAUUGGUUUUAGCAUAUGUAUGCUUUGCUGGUGUCACCUUAUUAUGUCACCUUGCCAUGCACACAAUGUGUGCAUGUGUGCGCCAAUCAGGUGAAUGUGCCAGAGAAUUCUAAUGCGCAGCCAUGUGAGUUUGUACACAUGAACUUUGUUUACUGAGAUAUCCAAAUAAUCCAUAGUAUGCUUGUGCAUCUCUUAUAGCGCACUAUGUUUUGCAUGUACAGUUUUACAAGAAAUACACCGUUUUUGUGAGUAUCGUGUCAAGAUACAAGAAAAAAAAAUAUUUAGUACAAAAAUGGCCUUAAAUUCUCACUGAAUUCUUGGAGUUAUGUAAUGCCUUCAGAUGUUGAAAAAAAAAUGGUUAUAUCUUUUGUGUCAGUGUUGAAUUGCUUUGUAAUGUAUCUUUUCUUUGCACAAUCGUAUGUACAAGAUAACCAAUAUAUUGUACUUUUGGAAAAGUGGCUUAUCAGAGGUUUACUUUUGAAAGCAUGACAGGGUGUAACUAAAAUACUACUGUUUGCCUGGUAUAAAACAACUAUUUCUGUAACAAAAUAUCCAUUUUUAAAUUGAUUAAAAAUUCUUACUAAACA